GCAUUUACUAAAUUUAGGUUUCUAAAGAAAUCUGUAUGAAAAGGGGAAUUGGUAUGAAAACGGGAAAGCAUCGAACAUGACUUAGAUUCUCUUUCUCUGAAAUGUGUGGUGAUGACUUUCAGGCUCAGAACCAAAAAGUUAUUCUCAGGUAAUCAUUCAAUUUUCUUAUUUUCGGCGUCGGAAUCGGAGCCGGCGAACUGGCGUCCAUCGAUGGCUUGAAUCUGCAUUUUUUCAAACGUUUUAGAAAGAAAAUGCCAACGCCGGAGUAUUCAAUAGGCAUACCAGGAGAUGGCAGGUGUUUGUUUCGCUCUGUUGUUCAUGGUGCUACGCUUAGAGCCGGGAAGAAAUCUCCAAAUGAAAGCUUCCAGAAAGAACUUGCUGAUGAGCUGAGGCAGAAGGUUGCAGAUGAAUUCAUCAAGAGGCGAGCCGACACUGAAUGGUUUGUCGAGGGUGAUUUUGAUGCAUAUGUUGGGCGGAUGAGGCAGCCACAUAUUUGGGGAGGUGAACCUGAGCUGCUUAUGUGCUCACAUGUUCUGAAGACGCCGAUCACAGUUUACAUGUAUGAGAAUGACAGUAAAUAUGGCUCCCUCAAAAUCAUAGCUGAAUAUGGUCAAGAGUAUGGUAAAGAAAACCCCAUCCGAGUUCUGUAUCACGGCUAUGGACACUAUGAUGUAUUGCGGGGUUCAAUCAAUGGUGGCUCAUCCAAACUGUAUACAAAAAGAUGACUGGUGAUAGCUGCAAUAGUUGUGAUGGGAAUUCUGAAUUGUAAAUAUUUGAUGAAUUGGAUAUUUGCAUUAUGAUCGUGUCCAAAAUUCUGAACCGCAAUGGUUCAUGGAUGUAAAGAUUUCAUCUCGCUUUAAAUUUCCAAAGUCAUUUCAUGGAAUGGAAAUGAUCUAAUUCAGAUUCUUG
Rubroshorea leprosula is the source of this 909-nucleotide messenger RNA. The record is from the annotation of a GenBank genome assembly. NCBI's taxonomy places the organism in Eukaryota, Viridiplantae, Streptophyta, Magnoliopsida, Malvales, Dipterocarpaceae.